Felis catus (domestic cat) is the source of this 2868-nucleotide messenger RNA. It is a transcript of the gene ARHGAP9, whose product is annotated as Rho GTPase activating protein 9. Gene Ontology annotation, cellular component: cytoplasm. The coding region runs from base 524 to 2749 and encodes 741 amino acids. Gene Ontology annotation, molecular function: protein binding. Gene Ontology annotation, biological process: regulation of GTPase activity; signal transduction. NCBI's taxonomy places the organism in Eukaryota, Metazoa, Chordata, Mammalia, Carnivora, Felidae. The transcript is spliced from 20 exons. The record is from RefSeq and is a predicted model, not a curated record.
GAGGCUGUGCUAGAGUGGCACUUUUUUGGUGCGAGAGCGGGAGGGGUAGUUUACGAGUGGAGUCCAAUGUGCUUUGAUCCCCUACGGCAGCCGGAAGGCGGUGACGGAAGCCAAGGCCGCUUCUAGUCUUGCUGAAGUGGCGUCGUGACAGCGGCCACCAGCAAAGGCCGACUCUCGAUUUGGGUUCGCAAGAAACGGAGUUAUCCAGAUGAGAGGAUGAACUUACUUUAGUGACCCAAUGGAAAUGAAUGUAGAUAUCCUAUUAACAAAAGAGAACGUGACUAUUAAACAGUGAUUUACUACCGGUCUGCAGCUAAUUUACAGGUAGACAGUUUCACUGAAGAUGGGAAAACCGAGGCACAGAGAAGUUACUUUAUGCCAGGCACUAUACAAGGCAUUGAAGACCUGAGUCUUUCUCAUCUUCUUGGGUCCAGCUCAAAAGUCCUGCCACCACCACCCAGGACCAGCUCCUGCUGCCUGUGGAUUUGCUGAUGGGCCUCAGAAGGUGACAGUACUGACCACAAUGCUGUCAGGCCGGUGGUGGCCAAGUACCUGGGGGAGCCUCGGGCUGGGAUCCCGAAACCCUUCUCAGGGAUCCCAGCUCUGCGCCCUCUAUGCCUUCACUUACACUGGGGCAGAUGGCCGGCAAGUGUCCCUGGCUGAGGGGGACAGGUUCCUACUGCUUCGAAAGACCAACUCAGACUGGUGGUUGGCAAGGCGCCUGGGAGCACCCUCUACUUCCCGACCCAUCUUUGUCCCAGCUGCCUACAUGGCAGAGGAAUCUAUCUCUUCCCAGAGACCAACCACCAUCACCUCCAGCCAAUCCCUCUGGAUUCCUGGGCCAAAGUUGUUUCCUGGCUCCCUGGAGGAGCUGCACCUGUCUCAGGAACCCCCAGACAGAGCCCAGGCCACCUCUAAGCAGCCUCCUCCUCUGCCCCCCAAAAUGUGUAGAAGUGUCAGUGUUACCAAUUUGAGGCCUACCCUUCUGAAGCCCUUUCAGGAAGGAGCAAGUGGAAGAUCCCUCUCUCAGGAAAACUUGCUGACAGAGGCCAAUGCUAACCCGGCAAGACCCCAGCCCCUCAUGUCAGAGCACCCUGUGUACUGCAACCUAGUGGACCUUCGCCGCUGUCCCAAGUCUCCUCCCCCAAGCCCUGCGUGCCCCCCGCUGCAGAGACUGGACGCCUGGGAGCAGCACUUGGACCCUAACUCUGGGCGCUGCUUCUACAUAAAUUCGCUGACUGGCUCCAAGUCCUGGAAGCCCCCGCGCCGCACUCGCGUGCGAGAGAUGAACCUUGGCUCCAUGGAGGGGACGCAGACCCGGAAUAGGGGCAACGGUGUCCUGCAACCUCAGACAAAGGGCUCAGAAUCUGAAACAGGGAACCCAGAACUGCUUGGCCCCCAGGGUUCACUCUCCCACUGCCAGCUCUCCUCCCAGCUCCACCCCUCAGACCAGCCAGCAGCCUUGCAGCCCACUCGACCUCUGCCGCAGGUCUUGGACGACCCCCAUGAGGUGGAAAAGUCGGGUCUGCUCAACGUGACCAAGAUCGCCCAGGGGGGGCGCAAGCUCAGGAAGAACUGGAGCUCAUCUUGGGUGGUGUUAGCAGGUAACAGCUUGGUGUUCUACCGGGAGCCGCCGCCCGCCGCGCCCUCCUCAAUCUGGGGACCAGCGGGUAGCCGACCCGAAAGCAGCGUGGACCUGCGCGGGGCAGCCCUGGCCCACGGCCGCCACCUGUCCAGCCGCCGCAACGUCCUGCACAUCCGCACGGUCCCCGGCCACGAGUUCCUGCUGCAGUCAGACCACGAGACCGAGUUGCGAGCCUGGCACCGCGCGCUGCGGGCGGUCAUCGAACGCCUGGAUCGAGAGAACCCCCUGGAGCUGCGUCUGUCAGGUUCGGGACCCGCAGAGCUGGAGGAGCUGAGCGGCGGAGAGGAAGACGAAGAGGAGUCGGAGCCGGUGUCCAGGCCACUGCUGCGGAUCGGCGGCCGCGGGAGCUCUCGUCGGUGUCCUGAAGGAAACGAGCAGAACCGCGUGCGGAACAAACUAAAGCGCCUUAUCGCAAAGAGACCAUCCUUGCAAAGCCUGCAGGAGCGUGGUCUGCUCCGAGACCAGGUGUUCGGCUGCCAGUUGGAAUCACUGUGCCAGCGGGAAGGGGACACCGUGCCCAGCUUUGUGCGGCUCUGCAUUGCUGCUGUGGAUAAGAGAGGUCUAGAUGUAGAUGGCAUUUACCGAGUGAGUGGGAACUUGGCGGUGGUCCAGAAACUUCGCUUCCUGGUGGACAGAGAGCGGGCGGUCACCUCCGAUGGGAGGUAUGUGUUCCCAGAACAGCCAGGACAAGAGGGCCGAUUAGAUUUGGACAGUGCCGAAUGGGAUGAUAUUCACGUGGUCACUGGAGCACUGAAGCUUUUUCUCAGGGAGCUACCCCAGCCUCUGGUGCCCCCACAGCUGCUGCCACAUUUUCGUGCUGCCCUUGCACUCUCUGAAUCAGAACAGCGCCUCUCUCAAAUACGAGAAUUAAUAGGCUCAAUGCCCACGCCGAACCGUGACACCCUGCGGUACCUCCUGGAGCAUUUAUGCAGGGUGAUAGCACACUCAGAUAAGAACCGCAUGACCCCGCACAACCUGGGAAUCGUGUUUGGGCCAACCCUGUUUCGCCCAGAGCAGGAGACAUCUGACCCAGCAGCCCACGCUCUCUACCCUGGGCAGCUAGUCCAGCUCAUGCUCACUGAUUUCACCAUGCUUUUCCGUUGACUGGUGCAAGGAAGAAGAGAAAAGGUGUUCCUCCUGAUCUCUGUUGGGUGCCCUUUGGUGGGGGUGGGGAUAGUGGGUGUUCUGUUUUGAGGACAUCCCAUUAAACCCUGUGUCUCCCA